This is a messenger RNA of Quercus robur (English oak), 1410 nucleotides long. RefSeq names its product immune-associated nucleotide-binding protein 9. The transcript is spliced from 6 exons. The record is from RefSeq and is a predicted model, not a curated record. Gene Ontology annotation, molecular function: GTP binding. Lineage: Eukaryota; Viridiplantae; Streptophyta; Magnoliopsida; Fagales; Fagaceae. Bases 191 to 1201 code for a protein of 336 amino acids.
CGCUUAACAAGAGUCCUAUGUUUGUCGUAUCAACGAAAUUUCAUUAUAUAAAAAUCACAAAUCCAACUUUACAAGUCUCCUCCUUCAAUUAAUAAUAUUCACUUUCCUCUCUCUCUCUCUCUCUCUCUCUCUCUCUCUAGCUUCAGAGUCCCUUGCCCUUUUAAUUUCUCAGGUUUUCUGAUUUUAUAUAAUGGGUGGGAGUGUAAUAGAUGAUGACUGGGAGCUUACCUCCCCAUCCAAUGGAGUUCGAACGGUGGUUUUAGUUGGACGUACAGGGAAUGGCAAAAGUGCAACAGGGAAUAGCAUUAUUGGGAAAAGGGCCUUCAAGUCCAAGGCAAGCUCCUCUGGUGUUACAAGCACUUGUGAACUGCAGAGAACUGUACUGAGAGAUGGACAGAUUAUUAAUGUCAUUGACACUCCUGGGUUGUUUGAUUUUUCUGCCGAAUCUGAAUUUGUUGGCAGAGAAAUUGUGAAAUGUAUUGACUUGGCAAAGGAUGGGAUCCAUGCAGUUCUAAUAGUUUAUUCAGUUAGGACCCGCUUUUCACAAGAAGAGGAAGCUGCACUUCGUAGCUUGCAAACUUUGUUUGGAAGCAAAAUUGUUGACUACAUGAUUGUAGUCUUCACUGGGGGGGAUGAACUUGAAGAUAAUGAUGAGACAUUGGAAGAUUAUUUGGGUCGUGAAUGCCCUAAGCCUUUACAGGAAAUCCUUGUUUUAUGUAAAAAUCGGGUUGUGCUUUUCGAUAACAAGACUAAGGAUGAAAGCAAGAGGGUUGAGCAGGUUCAGACACUUCUUUCGCUUGUAAACAUGGUUAUAGCACAAAAUGGUGGACAACCAUAUACAGAUGAGAUAUUUGCUGAACUGAAGAAGGGGGCCAUGAAACUCCGCAAUCAACAGGAACAGGUUGAUUCUCUGAAAGGUUACUCUAAACGAGAAAUAUCAGAGUUAAAGGAUAAUAUGCAUCGUUCAUACGAGGAGCAGCUCAAACGAAUUACUGAGAUGGUUGAGACAAAGCUUAGAGAGACAACUAAUAGGCUUGAGCAACAAUUGGCAGCAGAGCAAGCUGCACGUCUGAGGGCCGAAGAGCUAGCACAUUUAGCUCAAAUGAAAUCAAAUGAUGAAAUUCGUAAGCUCAGAGAACAUCUAGAGAAAGCGGAGGAGGAGCUCCGUAAGCGCAGUGAGAAUCGGUGUGCCAUUCUAUGAGGUAAAGAUUAUAAAGAAAAUGUGCUGUGGAGUUCAGAUCAUCAAGAAUAUAUUUUUUUCCUCCCUUUUCUGUUUUGUGUGGAGUUUUCUUAAGCGAAUUUAUCUAAUCAUCAAAAGAUUUGAUCCCUAUGUAUAUGUUUACAAUUCCUACUUAGAGAAUCAAAACAAGAAUAUAUAAUAUAGAUAUGUUUUAUUGACCUUUUAACUUA